Messenger RNA from Staurois parvus, 387 nucleotides. Lineage: Eukaryota; Metazoa; Chordata; Amphibia; Anura; Ranidae. The record is from the annotation of a GenBank genome assembly.
AAGGGGGGGAAAGUGUCUUGGACUGCAAGGGGCAGGAAAGUGUUCCGGACUGGAAGUGGGGGGGUGAAGUGUCCGGACUGGAAGGGGGGGAAAGUGUCGCCGACUGGAAGGGGGUGGAAGUGUCCUCCGGACUGGAAGGGGUGUGAAAGUUGUCACGGACUGGGAAGGGGGGGAAAGUGUCCGGACUGGAAGGGGGGUGGGAAAGUGUCCGGACUGGAAGGGGUGAAAGUGUCUGGACUGGAAGGGGGGAAAGUGUCCGACUGGAAGGGGGGGGGGGAGUGUCCGGACUGGAAGGGGGGUGAAAGUUGUCCGGACUGGAAGGGGGGGGGAAGUGUCCGACUGGAAGGGGGGCGAAGUGUCUGGACUGGAAGGGGGAAAAGUGUCUGG